Messenger RNA from Rhizopus microsporus ATCC 52813, 2139 nucleotides. Its product is annotated as FGGY carbohydrate kinase domain-containing protein. The coding region runs from base 16 to 1710 and encodes 564 amino acids. The record is from RefSeq and is a predicted model, not a curated record. Gene Ontology annotation, biological process: carbohydrate metabolic process. Gene Ontology annotation, molecular function: kinase activity; phosphotransferase activity, alcohol group as acceptor. NCBI's taxonomy places the organism in Eukaryota, Fungi, Mucoromycota, Mucoromycetes, Mucorales, Rhizopodaceae. The transcript is spliced from 2 exons.
GGUACGUGAGUUACUAUGGCAACAUACACUUUAAAUAACGUUUAUUCUAGUUCUGCUCGUGCUGCAGUCAUUGACACUCAAGGAAAACUUGUUUCCAUUAACGUAGAACCAAUUACGACAUAUAAUCCAAAACACGACAUUUUCGAACAAUCAACCGAUAAUAUCUGGUCAAGCAUCAUAAAAUGUGUACGAAAUACAAUCAAGACAGCCAAUCUAUCACCCGAGAGCAUAAAAGGUAUUGGAUUUGACGCCACUUGCUCUCUAGUUGCUCUUGAUAAACACGGCAAACCAUGUUCCGUUGAUCCCGAAUCAGGCUUUACAGAACAAUCUAGAAACGUCAUCCUAUGGGCUGACCACCGUGCGAUUGAUCAAGCAAACCGUAUCAAUGCAACAUGUCAUUCCGUUCUACGUUAUGUAGGCAAUACCAUCAGUCCUGAAAUGGAAAUACCAAAGACACUAUGGCUCAAGGAAAACAUGCCUGCAAGCAAAUGGGACGCUAUUGGCUAUUUAAUGGAUUUGCCGGAUUUUUUGACAUACAAAGCAACAGGUGCAACAACGCGUUCGACGUGCUCACUUACCUGCAAGUGCUCGUAUCUACCACGCUUGGUGGGUCAAGGAUGGGAACCUACUUUUUUCAAGGAUAUCGGGUUAAGCUGUCUCAUCGAUGAGAAAUUUGCUCGUUUAGGCGCUGUGAAUUCUGAUGACGUUGCCGAAGCUGGUGACCCUCUUGGAAAUGGACUUUGUGCACAAGCCGCUCAGGAUCUAGGACUACUGCCAGGCACGCCCGUAGGUUCGGCUGUAAUUGAUGCUUAUGCUGGCGCACUGGCGACCCUGGGCGCUACUUCAAGCGAUAAUGAAAGGAGUGAAUUACUCAGCCAGCUGGACCAUAGUCUAAAGACACAGGGGCCUAGCCGUCUGGCAAUUAUCUGUGGUACAUCAAGUUGUCACAUCACCAUGUCUCCAGAACCCAUCUUUGUUCCUGGUGUCUGGGGUCCAUAUCGCUCUGUGAUGGUGCCUGGCAUGUGGCAUGCAGAAGGUGGACAAUCCUCAACCGGCCAAUUGAUUGAUUUUAUUUUGAAUACACAUCCUGCUAUCCAUGAAGCAAGAGAAAAGGCGGGAGAAUCCAACGUGUACAAUUUUUUGACAGAUCAUUUGAAAAAACUUCAAGCACAGCGUAAUGUGAAGCAUAUUGAAGAAUUAACCAGGCAUUUGCAUAUCUACCCUGAUUUCCACGGCAAUCGAUCUCCACUUGCGGAUCCAACAUUAAGAGGCACUAUCGUCGGUGUUUCGUUGGAUAGAAGUAUAGACGAUUUGGCACUUCGUUAUCUGGCCACACUGCAAGCAAUAGCAUGCCAAACAAGACAUAUAAUCGAAACAUUAAACAAGGAAGGCUAUCUGAUUGACACUCUAUGUAUAUCAGGCGGUCUCUGUAAGAGCGAGCUGUUUGUAAAGAUCAUUGCCAAUACCACACAAUGUCGUCUCAUCAUGCCCGAAUCCAUCGAAGGAGCAGUCGUGAUCGGUGCUGCCUUUUUAGGAGCAAAGGCGUCUGGUCUCAUCUCAUCUGAUUUAUGGGAAAUCAUGGUUCGACUUGGUCGAUCUGGAUCUACUGUUAUGCCUGAUAAAGAAGCCAAGGAACUGAAUGAUAAACGAUACAAUGUGUUUUUAGCCAUGCUUGAAGACCAAAAGAAGUAUAGACAAAUGAUGACGUAGGUUUGCAAUGUAUAUAUUCUUUAUGAUCAUUGCUGUAAUCGUCUCCGGAUUAUCAAUAUGACUUAUUAUCUGAUUUUUUAAGAGAUGUUAAAAUAAAAAUCAGAUAAUUGGUUUCUUAACCCCGAUUGAGAGCUCUUUCUUUUUCAUUUCUUAAACAUGACGAUGAAUGAGCAAACGCCUCUCUUGAAUAAAACCAACCAAGUCACUUGUUGUUCAACAAAUGGAAAUGCUUGUUGUGCGUCAAGAAGAAAGAGUAGUGGUCGAUUACAAAAGAACGGAUUACCAAUUGCUAAUGACGAAGAUUAUUGCUAUCUAUCAGAACAAAAGUGGCAGUAUAAGCUAAUAGCCUUGCUUUGUGCCAUAUUCUUAGCUGUCGGAAGUCAUUUUGCGGCACACACCCUUGGAGCUAUGAAAAAUACUAUCAAAACA